Molecule: messenger RNA, 1423 nt
Organism: Amaranthus tricolor (Joseph's coat)
Lineage: Eukaryota; Viridiplantae; Streptophyta; Magnoliopsida; Caryophyllales; Amaranthaceae
Product: protein trichome birefringence-like 42
Exons: 4
Coding region: 33-1328 (431 amino acids)
Cellular component (GO): Golgi apparatus
Molecular function (GO): O-acetyltransferase activity
Source: RefSeq, a predicted model, not a curated record
AAGCUAGUUGUAUUGCUUAAAUUCCCAUAGUUAUGGAGUUGAAAUCUUUGAAAUCUUCCAUGAAUAAUACUUGGAAACUCCUUGCACUUGGAACUUUGAUAUGGUGGGUGUUUUUUUUUCUCUUUUUCGAUAGUUCGUCUAGUCACAAUCUAAGUCUGGUAUUUGCUAGAAACGCAAUGCUUCAAUUAUCUCAUUUCAAGGUAUUAAAUUCGUCUAAAAAUAUAGUGAAGCCUAGUGAUGAGUACUCUUUAAGGUACAAUAUUAGUUCAAAAGUUGUACCGAAAUAUGAGGUAAAAAAGAAGUGUAAUAUGUUUGAUGGUAGAUGGGUUUAUAAAGAGGACGAGAAGCCAAAUUAUGAUUCAACUACGUGCCCUUUUCUUGAGGAGAAGAUGAGUUGUAGGAAGAAUGGAAGGAUUGAUUUGGAUUACGAAAAAUGGAUUUGGGAGGCUACUGAGUGUGACAUUCCAAGAUUUAAUGGUAAAGAUAUGAUGGAAAGGCUUAGAAACAAGAGAAUAAUAAUAGCAGGGGAUUCGCUAAACAGAAAUAUGUGGGAGUCUCUUGCUUGUCUUCUUUAUACAUCAAUCGAUUCUUCUAGAGCUGAAGUUCAAGCUGAAAGCCCGGUUCAUAAGGUCUUUAAAGCUAAGGACUAUAACUUCACGGCUGAAUUUUAUUGGAGCCCAUUUUUAAUCGAAUUCGAUAGAAACCAUAAAAGUGGCAAGAAAGUACUUGUCCUCGACAAAGUUUCACCCAACUCCGAACAUUGGAAAGGUGCUGAUAUCAUGGUUUUCAACUCGGGACAUUGGUGGGUCCAUACUGGGAAAUUCAAAGCGUGGGAUUUGUUCCAAUAUGGUAAAGAGCUAACAAAAGAAAUGGAAAUAGAGAUAGCAUACAAACGAGCCAUGAAGACAUGGGGAAAAUGGAUCAAAAAUAACGUAGAUCCAAAGAAAACAAGUAUUUAUUUCAGGAGUAUUUCGGCAGAACAUACGAUGAAGAAAUAUGAUCAAUGGUGCUACAAUGUAACACAACCUAUGACAAAUAAACCAUAUGUAUCGGUCUACCCUAAUUCCUUAGUAAAUAUUAUUGUGAGCUUGGUUGAAGGGAUGAGUAAAUCACUACAAGCCAAAUACUUGAACAUUACAAAGCUAUCUGAAAUAAGAAUCGAUGCACAUCCAUCCAUUUUUCGGAGUAAAGAUUGGAAAAUGUUUGAAGAUAAUGUUGCUGGUUAUACUGAUUGUAGUCAUUGGUGUCUGCCUGGAUUGCCAGAUACUUGGAAUCGAUUGUUGUAUGCUUCUGUUAUUUUCGAUACUUCUAAUCAGAGGACAAGCUAGAUGUUCAUAAUUUUAUUUUCUUCUCAAUUCAAUUUUGUCAAAAAUGUUAAAGUUUUGUGCACCCAUUGAUACAUAUGAAGGAUAUUAGUGUGUUU